GCAAGCGAGCGAAGAAUUUGCAAUUGAAGAAGAAGAUGGAAAGAGAAGGUGGAAGGCGGGUUUCGCGAGGGAUGCUCCCUCUUCUUGCCCUUCACGCUGUCAACGAGUAUUACCGGUUGGAGAGAAAGCCUCCUGUAACUGCUGGCCUCCUCGUCGCUAACGCUCUUGUCUAUUUGAGGCCUGGUUUCCUGGAUAAUCUUCUUCCUGCCCUCGACGAGGUCUGGUUCAACCCCCGCCUCGUCCUCAAGCACAGAGACCUGAAGCGCUUCUUCUUGUCACCAUUCUACCACAUGAGUGAAUCCCACCUGGUCUACAACAUGAUGUCUCUCCUGUGGAAGGGGAUCCAGUUGGAGACUUCAAUGGGAAGCAUCGAGUUUGCUUCAAUGGUUGCAGCACUACUAGGAAUGUCCCAAGGCAUCACACUACUCCUUGCAAAGGCCCUUCUCAUAUUCUUUGAUUAUGAGAGAGCCUACUACUAUGAACAUGCAGUUGGGUUCUCUGGUGUGCUCUUUGGAAUGAAAGUGGUCCUCAACUCUCGGGCAGACAACUAUACAUAUGUCCAUGGACUAAUUGUACCCGCACGAUAUGCAGCAUGGGCUGAGCUGAUUCUUAUUCAAAUGUUUGUGCCAGGCGUGUCUUUCUUGGGUCACCUUGGUGGAAUUCUUGCUGGAUUUCUCUACCUUCGGAUAAAAAGUUCUUAUUCUGGUCCAGACCCACUGACAUCUAUACUUAGAGGACUUACUGAUGUGGUGAGCUGGCCUUUGAGGUUCCUGAAGGGCUUGUUUCAUUUCCGGAGACCUCAGAUUUCUGGAAGGGGGACUGUUGGUGGGAGCCGGACAGGAAGGGAUGUGUCCAGUUUGUGGAGAUGCUCAGCUUGCACCUUUGAUAAUUCUGGGAGGUUAAAUAUAUGCGAGAUGUGUGGUGCAAGAAGGCAUAGAGAUGGGUUGUCAUCUACUCGGCCAUUGAAUCAGCCUCGGGACCUUUCUUUGGAAGAAGUACGGCGUCGAAGGAUUGAAAGGUUUGGUAGAUGAUUCCAUCAUCUCGUAACGAUUUAAAGGAGGAUUAACAGCUUAAAAAUCAGUUGUGAAAGAGUUGCAAUUUU
Messenger RNA from Telopea speciosissima, 1102 nucleotides. Its product is annotated as rhomboid-like protein 14, mitochondrial. NCBI's taxonomy places the organism in Eukaryota, Viridiplantae, Streptophyta, Magnoliopsida, Proteales, Proteaceae. Gene Ontology annotation, molecular function: serine-type endopeptidase activity. Gene Ontology annotation, cellular component: membrane. The transcript is spliced from 2 exons. The coding region runs from base 36 to 1031 and encodes 331 amino acids. The record is from RefSeq and is a predicted model, not a curated record.